This is a messenger RNA of Arvicanthis niloticus (Nile rat), 1954 nucleotides long. RefSeq names its product dual specificity phosphatase 14 (gene Dusp14). Lineage: Eukaryota; Metazoa; Chordata; Mammalia; Rodentia; Muridae. Gene Ontology annotation, biological process: protein dephosphorylation. Gene Ontology annotation, molecular function: MAP kinase tyrosine/serine/threonine phosphatase activity. Gene Ontology annotation, cellular component: cytoplasm. The record is from RefSeq and is a predicted model, not a curated record.
CCUGCAAUUCUUGCUCCAAAGUACCAACUUUGAAGUUUAAUGGGAUACCAGAACAUCCUCCCUGAGGGCAAUGAAAGGUCGUAGAGGCCAGGGGUCAGUAAUCUGUAGCUGCAGGCCUCGGCUACAAAGCUGGGUCCCUCAAACCAAGUUGCAACUCUUUUGGUGUUGUAUGUAUUCUUUGCAAAGUUGUGUGUGUUUAGGGCUGCAGUUUGCCCUAAUGUGGACUCAUAAAGGGCACUUAAUCUUGGUUUCCUUGAGAAACAGAGGAAUGAGGCACCCCCAGAAUGAGGCACCACCUCUUCCUUGCCAGAGACACCUUAAGAAUUCACAGGAGGUCAGACCAGGGCCGAGAAUUCCCUGGAGGAGGGAGGAAGGAGCCCUGCACAGGCGGCUUGACACAUGGGCCCCACUCCUGCCUCCAGCUCUGACUCACCUUCUGACGCUUGGGGGAGGAGAAUAGCUGCUUGGUAUUUUUGGCUUUCCCCCAUAAAACGGGAGACAGUUGGCUUCAUUCGAGUCUUCUCAGCAUCCUUUUCGAGCGAGCGCAGCGCCGCUGGGCUUAGUUCUCCUCGGAAACCUUUGAUACUGGCUGACUGCAGAUCUGAUUUGUAUUCACUGUAACCAGCACUGCUCCCAAGACUUUCUGGAUCUGGACCAAGGGCUCCAGCUCACUGGAAAUCCUUAGCACGAAGGAGGCUGCAGUCUUGGGUUCCCUGGUGGAGGACGGACUCCACUGCUCUCGGGUCUUGCCCCCUGAUGAUGAUAGUGUGACCACAGGCAUCUUCAUGAGCUCCAGAGGUCACAGCACACUCCCACGGACUCUCAUGGCUCCUCGGAUGAUUUCCGAGGGAGACAUAGGAGGCAUUGCUCAGAUCACCUCCUCUCUCUUCUUGGGCAGAGCCAGUGUGGCCUCCAACCGCCACCUCCUCCAGGCCCGUGGCAUCACCUGCGUCGUCAACGCAACCAUCGAGAUCCCCAACUUCAACUGGCCCCAGUUUGAAUAUGUUAAAGUGCCUCUGGCUGACAUCCCUCAUGCCCCCAUUAGACUGUACUUUGACACUGUGGCCGACAAGAUCCACAGCGUGAGCAAGAAGCACGGGGCUACCUUGGUGCACUGUGCUGCAGGCGUGAGCCGCUCGGCCACCCUCUGUAUCGCGUACCUGAUGAAAUUCCACAACUUGUGCCUGUUGGAGGCAUACAACUGGGUGAAAGCCCGGAGGCCUGUCAUCAGGCCCAACCUGGGCUUCUGGAGGCAGCUGAUAGACUACGAGAGCCAGCUCUUUGGGAAGUCUUCGGUUAAGAUGGUACACACACCCUAUGGCAUCAUUCCAGACGUUUAUGAGAAGGAGUCCCGACACUUGAUGCCUUAUUGGGGGAUUUAGCGUUGCCACAGCUGGCAUCCACAGCCCCUCAGCAGUACCAGCAUCUGCCACUCACCAUCUGUUCCCCUCUUCCUCUCUCUGGUUCUCCCGAGAAUGUUUCUACACUGGGUGUUCGGGUUUAAGAGAUGCGGAGGGGAAAUAUGUACGUUACUAGUGACGUUUUUUUAAAAAACUAGCAUUUUGAAAUAGUGAACAUGAAAAUCUUUAACUGGCCUUUAAUCAUUUGUAACAACUGGAACAGUGUAGGACACUGUUCCUGCUUUCUUUCUGGCUCCCGCAUUUUAGGAGCCUUAGAAGGUGCAGGAGGAGCCUGAUUAACCCUCUAGAGACCAGCUUUGCCAAGGGCUGCAGGCUGGACAGUUUAGGGAAGAUCAAGGCCAGCUCAGUCCCUGCCGGGUUAGCCUGGUCCUUUUCCUCUGUUAUUUGAUUCUAUAAGUUAAGUUCACCAUUGUUUAGUUGAUAAGUGGUUAUGAUAAAACCUGUUGCAAAGACCCUCUUGAACUCAGUGUGCCCUGGGAUCACAUUAGCGUUAUUUUUAAUAAACUUGCUUAUCACAAGCCCUUUACUAAUCA